Messenger RNA from Aspergillus clavatus NRRL 1, 1254 nucleotides. Its product is annotated as glycerophosphodiester phosphodiesterase family protein. Gene Ontology annotation, molecular function: glycerophosphodiester phosphodiesterase activity. The transcript has a single exon. Bases 1 to 1254 code for a protein of 417 amino acids. Lineage: Eukaryota; Fungi; Ascomycota; Eurotiomycetes; Eurotiales; Aspergillaceae. The record is from RefSeq and is a predicted model, not a curated record. Gene Ontology annotation, biological process: lipid metabolic process.
AUGCGGAUUGCAGCUCUGAUCCUCGCUGCCGGUCUGGCUGCAGCCGCUCCCUCCCCCGACAAGGGCGGUCAUCAGGGCAAGGACCCUCGCCCCUCCGUCACCAACAUCCAGGUCGGAUCGCGCCCGUACUACCUGGUUGACGCGAUGGCAGACAGCCCACUGAAGAAGAAACUGGAGUCCUGCCAGGAGAAGCGCAUCAAGAAGUCAUCCAAGUUUUCCAUCUCGCACCGCGGCGCUGCGCUCCAGUUCCCCGAGCACACCCGAGAGGGCAUGCUGGCAGCCGCACGCCAGGGCGCCGGUAUCAUCGAGUGCGACGUGGCCUUCACCUCGGACCGACAGCUCGUGUGCCGCCACUCGCAGUGCGACCUGCACACGACAACCAACAUCCUCGCCAUCCCCGAGCUGGCAGCCAAGUGCAGCAAGCCCUUCCAGCCCGCGGCCAACGGCAAGUCCGCCUCGGCGCGCUGCUGCACCUCCGACAUCACCCUGGCGGAGUUCAAGACGCUCUGCGGCAAGAUGGAUGGGUCCAACCCGGCGGCCACGACGCCCGAAGAGUACCAGCUGGGAACGCCCGAUUGGCGCACAGACCUGUACGCGACUUGCGCGACCCUCAUGGACCACAACGAAUUCAUUGCGCUGGUCGACUCGCUGGGCCUGGAUUUCACCCCGGAGCUGAAGACCCCGCAGGUCGCCAUGCCCUUCCAGGGCGACUAUACGCAGGCCAUGUACGCGCAGCAGCUCAUCGACGACUACAAGAAGCACGGCAUCCGCCCGUCGCGCGUGUGGGCGCAGUCCUUCCUCCCAGACGACAUUUUGUACUGGAUCGAGAAGGAACCUGCCUUCGGGAAGCAGGCGGUCUACCUCGACGAGCGCGUCGACACCGCCGCGGGCUACCAGACUGCCGUCGAUGGAAUGGACGAGCUCGCGAAGAAGGGAGUCAAGAUCAUGGCCCCGCCCAUCUUCGCGCUGCUCAACACCACCGCCGACGGCGAGAUCGUGCCCUCGGAGUAUGCGCGGGCCGCGCAGAAGGCCGGGUUGGAGAUCAUCACCUGGUCGCUGGAGCGCUCGGGUCCGCUCAAGCAGGCGGCUGCCAAGUCCGAGUACUAUAUCGAGACGGUCAAGUCGACCAUCACCGGCGACGGCGACAUGUACCGGAUCGUGGAUGCGUUGGCCCGCAAGGUCGGCGUCAAGGGCAUUUUCUCGGAUUGGCCGGCGACAGUGACCUAUUAUGCCAACUGCAUGGGUCUGAACUGA